GAGAGAGAGAGAGAGAAAGAGAGAGAGAGAGAGAGAGAGAGAGAGAGAGAGUGGAAUGGGAACCUGCCGAUCAGACAUCCUCCGCGCUCACACACACGAACGAACGCAGACGCACCAGGAGACACGCCGCUGCUCCACAGGUGAUGCGCAUUAAGUGAACUCAGCUCGAGCUUCUUUUUUUUUAUCAUUAUUUUUAUUUUUUCCACUUUAGUUUUAAACCUCCUGCACAUGUGGAUUAUAUCUGAUGUUCUCUUCCAUGUCUCUGUGGACGCGCGCCGUUUCUGAUCGCCGACAUCAGGGCUGCGCGUAACGGAGCCGUGUUUCAGUAGGAGACCAGACGCCUUUAACGCAGGACACACACACGGAAAGAGAGAGAGGGAAAGAGAGAGAGAGAGAGAGAGAGAGAGAGAGAGAGAGAGAGAGAGAGAGAGAGAGCGGACGCGUUAACGGACAAGGACGAGGACUGCUCUAGCCAUGAUGAACCCUGUCGUGUUCAAUAAGCUGAGCGGCCCUGUGCUGUUUGAGGAGAAGGCGAGUGAGGUGGAGAGGAGCAGCAGGAAUUAUCUGGAGGUGAUUGACGAGCAACAUGUGGAUCUGCUCUCCAGGAGCCACCAGAUCACCGACAGCUCUGUGAUGAGACACAGGAGACCAGGGUCUCGUCAGAACGGAGGGAAGGUUCGGCACAAGCGUCAGGCUCUUCAGGACAUGGCUCGACCGCUCAAACAGUGGCUCUAUAAACACCGGGACAAUCCGUACCCCACCAAAACCGAGAAGAUCCUCCUCGCUCUCGGAUCCCAGAUGACGCUGGUGCAGGUGUCUAACUGGUUUGCAAACGCACGACGGCGGUUGAAGAACACGGUUCGGCAGCCAGACCUCAGCUGGGCUCUCAGGAUUAAACUCUACAACAAAUACGUACAGGGCAACGCUGAGAGACUUAGCAUUAGCAGUGAUGACUCCUGCUCAGAAGACGGUGACCCGGCUGCUCGAGCCCAGACAGGUGAGUUCAGCAAGCCCAUGUACCAGAGUGUCAUCAAAAAAGAGAGCAACAGCGUUGGGGCGGGUCUUCGGGUGGCCGCCGAAGCCUCGUUGGCUGAGGACUAUGUGUCUCCGCCAAAAUACAAGAGCAGCCUGUUACACCGCUACCUGAACGACUCACUGCGCCACGUGAUGGUGGCCAACGGUGUGACGGACGCCCGCAGGAGGAACCACUCCGGCUCCUUCAGCUCCAACGAAUACGACGAGGAUCUCCUCUCACCGUCCUGCUCGGAAACAGAGGCCAACUUCGUUUACCGUACAGAGGCUGUGGAUCAUGGAUCAACUAAAUGUGACAACAGCGUCAUGCCGAAGGAAAAAGGACGUGGGAAAGACGACACGUAUUGGCGAGAGAUCAACGCAGCCAUGGCCCUGACCAACCUGGCCAAGCCUAAAGACGGUGCUCCUGCUGGCACCACCAGCUGCAUCAUCCAGAAAUCCUCCCAUAUAGCUGAAAUCAAAACUGUCAAAGUACCCAUCAUGCACAAGUACUAGCAACCGUCUCGUAUGGGAUUCAA
This is a messenger RNA of Tachysurus vachellii, 1550 nucleotides long. RefSeq names its product mohawk homeobox a (gene mkxa). The coding region runs from base 475 to 1527 and encodes 350 amino acids. The transcript is spliced from 7 exons. Gene Ontology annotation, cellular component: nucleus. Gene Ontology annotation, biological process: regulation of transcription by RNA polymerase II; cell development; muscle organ development. The record is from RefSeq and is a predicted model, not a curated record. Gene Ontology annotation, molecular function: RNA polymerase II cis-regulatory region sequence-specific DNA binding; DNA-binding transcription factor activity, RNA polymerase II-specific. NCBI's taxonomy places the organism in Eukaryota, Metazoa, Chordata, Actinopteri, Siluriformes, Bagridae.